AUGGAGCCGAGAGCUGGGGGUCGUUUCCCUCUUCCUUUUAACCGCGCUGGGGGAACGCUGGGGCCGUCGUCGCUCUGCCAAGCUGCAGCCCGGGUGUCUGGGGAAGGAACAGGAAAUACAGUGGUGAUAAUGGUUGGCUACCCAAAAGGAAUAGAGAUAUUGGAGCCGGUACGGAGAGGGAUUCCAGUGAAAAUGACCAUUGUUGUGGGCACACGACACGUGCAGGAAUACAUCAGUGGCCAGUCUGUUGUGUUUGUAGCCAUCGCCUUCAUCACCAUGAUGAUUAUAUCACUUGCUUGGCUCAUAUUUUACUAUAUACAACGUUUCCUGUACACAGGAUCACAGUUUGGAAACCAGGGACAUAGGAAAGAAACUAAGAAAGCAAUCAGCCAGCUUCAGCUCCAUACUGUGAAACGCGGAGAAAAGGGUUUAGAUGUUGAUGUGGAAAACUGUGCCGUGUGUAUUGAGAACUAUAAACUGAAAGACACUGUCAGAAUUCUGCCAUGCAAGCACAUCUUCCAUAGAACAUGCAUUGACCCUUGGCUUUUGGACCACAGAACUUGUCCAAUGUGCAAACUAGAUGUUAUCAAAGCUUUGGGAUACUGGGGGGACCCUGAAGAUGUCCUUGAGGUUCCAAUACCUGAAUCAAUCAGUGGCAGUGUUUCAGUGGGAAGCCUGAGUAUUGCUUUGCAAGACGAUGACAGAAAUGAAGUCAGCGAGCUGUCGGCUUCCUCCACCAACGAGUCUGUCCUGCAGUGCACCAGCUUGAAGGAGGACGCCGGCGAAACCACGGCACUGCUUGAUGUGGAUGUCAGUAAUAACCGGCAUGGAGAACAUCUAUCUAGUGGAAGUUCCCACUGAACUGCUUCAUGGAAGAGAUCUUGAAUAGACUGCUGAAGAACUAUUAUUUUUUAUUUAAUUAGUAUGGACUUUUGUCUAGUUAACAGGAAAAAACAUAACAAUGUAAAUUAUUUUACCUUUCAAACUUUUCUAGCUGGUGUUCCAAAAGGGCUAAUAACUAAGAAUUUUGUACACAGGAGGAUUUUAUAAAAAUCUCCUCUGGAUGUCUCAUCCUAAAAACCAAGAUGCAAUAACCCUUUUUCUGUAAGCGUUGUUACAAUGUCAUUGUGUUCAGAGGGCUGUAACAAAGAUGAAGACUAGGCAGUGAAAACAAUGUAGAAUGUCUAACAGAUAAGUAUUUUGAUGCACUAUUUACAUUCACUAUAUACACAUGGAGAACACUUACAAGACUAUAGCUAUUAAAAUAUUCUGAAAGUUCUGAUCUGUUUUAAUUGGAGAUGGAUGUUCUUAGAAAUGACACAAUUUAACCUUGAAGGAAUCAAAUAACUUUAGUUAUGUUGCAUAUCC
Messenger RNA from Merops nubicus (carmine bee-eater), 1368 nucleotides. RefSeq names its product ring finger protein 149 (gene RNF149). The transcript is spliced from 7 exons. Bases 1 to 861 code for a protein of 286 amino acids. Lineage: Eukaryota; Metazoa; Chordata; Aves; Coraciiformes; Meropidae. The record is from RefSeq and is a predicted model, not a curated record.